Lymnaea stagnalis (great pond snail) is the source of this 10416-nucleotide messenger RNA. The record is from the annotation of a GenBank genome assembly. Lineage: Eukaryota; Metazoa; Mollusca; Gastropoda; Lymnaeidae.
GUUCUGCUUUCAGCAAUAACAGAGGUGAAUUUAUCAAUGGUCUUGAAGUCGACUGCACGGAAGGUGCAGUGGGUGGUGAAGUUGGUAGGCUACAACAUAAUACAGCUAAUGGUUCAGGGAAAGCACUGCCAUCAACUGGGAAUUCUUUUGAUAAAAAUUUGAUAGACGAGGGUGCAAUUUGUGAUCUAGAUAGAAUGUUUCAGCAUCAGGAGUUCUCAUGUUAUAAUGGUGAUGUGUAUCAGUAUGAUGAUGAAUCUGGACUUGUUUGCAACCUGCCCGACACAGAGACAGAACUGUCACUUGACCGAGGCAAUGGGUCUGAUGAAGAUUCAGAAUUUGAGAAUUGCUCAUAUGUAUUUGAUCCUAAACGCUUACAUUCUGUAGCCAAUGUUCACAGCUCUCUUAAAAUCCCCAAAGAUGGACUUGGCUUGCAUGAUUCAAAUUUUCCCAGCAUGUCAAUGAGCCCAGGGAGUUUUGAAUGCAGACCAAAGCCGUCAGAUGUUUCAUGUGAAAAUCCAAGCCACAGAGCCACCCCCAGUGAUGACUUGGAAGACACUGGAGAUUUCAUCGACGCCGACCUACCUUCACAGAAACAUCUUUUAUCUAGCUCCGAUGAAAUGGACAGCGAUUCAUCUAGCGCCGGUAGUGACAGAGAGGAUGAGGAUGGCAAUUUGUGUAUGGAACAAAGUAAUCAACCGUUUCCCUAUGACUUGAACUCAAAUGAUUUGUCAGAAGUCUCAAGCAACUUUGAAUUGCUCGGUAUAAAUACAGAAGGUAAAGACUUCCAAGCCCUAUCUAGUCAAUUUAAAAAAUUCAAAGACAUUGGCAGAGCAACAAUUUCCUGUACUAAAAAUUCUUCAGACAAACCAUCUGUAAAAUCAUGCCAUAGCAGCAGCGAAAGUGAAAAUGGUGAUAGAUCACCCCCAGGCUCCCCAUCACGAAUGUAUGCCUAUAGUAAACCGGAACCUCGGGCGUGUUACAGCACUUCGGGACCUUGCCUUGAAGGGGCAGCCGCCUCGCAGCUGUCGGUUGAAGGUGACCAUGUCGUCGUAGACGAUGCCUAUAACUCGUGUCCUCCUGGUGCUGAAGGUGAGCUGCCUCCCCUGUCUUCCACUCAGUGCUUCCAUUCUAACUUGUUCUGUAAGAGGGGCAGUGUCAGCCCGUGCGGACAAAAUAAUGGCAAUCACAGCCCUGCCAGGGAGCACAUCGCUUUCACGGCCAGCAGCGAGUCGGAUCACGGUGGAGAUUUCCGCCAGCACCCGAAUCCUGAAUCCGCAUGCUGUUCUGUCAUAGCUGAUGGGGGUGCCUGCUGUCCCCCUGGCUACCAAGGGUCAGGGGUCAAUGACUUAAAUGCUUGCUGCCACCACAGUCACAGUCAUGUAGCCAAUGGUUUUAAUGAUGAUAGCCCUGGUGCAAACUUCAGCAAUGAUGAGAGCAACAGGCUACAGAAAGUAUUUGUCAAGUUUUCUAAUGAGGAUAAAGUUGAUGAAAGGGAGUCCCAUUCAGCUUCUUCUUGUGACCUGGUGGAUGUAAGUUUUCAUUGUUAAAAAUCUGGGAUAUUAAAUUUAAAAAAAAAAAUAAAUGUGAAUGAAGUGUGUGUAAACUAAUGAUCCAUUUUAGUGGUCAUAAUUUAUUGAGGACUUUCAUAACUGAUCUGCAAAGACUCUAAAUGUAUUAUCAGAAAUAAGUGUCAGCACUGGCAAAGUCAUCUUUUCUUAGGCGACAUAAUUUAUAAAUUUGUUUUUUUUAAAUAACGCUCUCGGCUGUAAAUUAGCUGGUGGUUAGUAUAUUCAACAUUCUUAGACCUAUAUUGGUGUCUGGGUGAAUUCAUUAAUUGGUAUUAUUGUUUUGUGAAAAUCAACAACCAGUAGUAAUCAAUGUCAAAAUGAUAAACAGAAAUGUAAUUAUUUUUUGAGAUCCCUGAAAAGGAUAUUCAUUUCAUCACCAUUUAUAUAACGCAUAUUCAGCAUUUUGUCAUCAUUUAUACAAAGCUUAUUUAACAUUUCAUCAUCAUUAUCUAAAGCUUAUCCAGCAUUUCAUCAUCAUUUAUAUAAAGCUUUAUCAGCAUUUCAUCAUCAUUGAUAUAAAGCUUAUUAAGCAUUUCACAUCAUUUAUAUAAAGCUCACUUAUUCAGCCUUUCAUCAUCAUUUAUACAAUGCUUUUUCAGCAUUUUGUAGCUAAAACAAAAUUAUAUCCCCGUCAUAUCAUUAAAAUCUGUAUCAUGUUUGACAAAGGAAAUGUUUAAAUACAUGCUUUCAUUUAGAUAUUUUUGUUCAAAGUGCUGCCCUCCACUAUUAAUGCAUGCACGUACAAAUGAAGUGCAUCCCCUUGACCAUGUUAGAAAGUUUAUAAUAAAUAGUUGAAUUUCUAAUAUAAAUGCAAUCCAAUGACAUAAUGAUCAACUUCAGGUUGAUGGCUUGAGUAUACUGGCAAGAAAGCAAGACAAGAGCAAUGAUAGUGGCGGUUCAGAAGAUCCUCUCAGGUAAUACCACUGGCUCUUGAGAAGGACUAAAUCCAUGGCCAUUAUUGUUUUAGUAUUUGUGAAAUUAUUAAUUUUUUCUUUUGUAGCAAGUUCAAGAAGAAGUAUUUUAUUUUAUUUGCUGUUAGUGACCUGUCAUCUACUUUAAUAAUUCAAACAGCAUUUUCAAGCACGUACUAUUUGAGUUUUGUAUCACAAAAAUUUACAAGACGUUGCUUACAAUAACUUUUAUAGGACUUUAUGAGGGAUGCUUUUGACUAAUGGUGGGAGUGGGAUAUUUUUGCUUAAUGCUGGGAGCAUAUAGAGACUACUAGUUAGCUUACUUACAUUAAAAAAAAAAUUAAAUUUUUUUUUUUAUCUCGUAUAUGUCUUGAAAAAAUUGCAAUUAGAUAUAGGUGGUUAGUACAAAAAUACUUUUUGCCUUAAAAGGAUAGUGGUUCAUUGUCAUUGCACACCCAUGAAUAUUUGGAGAUAUUAUAUUAUAUUUAAUAAUUCACUACUUUGUAAUUGGGAUUUACUUUUUCUGCACCAGCCAUGACAGUGGCGACAACGUUGACAUGGUCUUGUUGCCAAUGGAGGAAGAGAUUGAACCCGUUCAUCACCUCAGUGGACUUUGUGCAGGUGGGGUGGGCGAUGACGAUGAUGUGUACCAUGACUGCAAUGGACAGCUGGCCACUCUGUCAAAGUUUGGUGGGAACAAUGUGGGAUAUCUGUACGUUUUUUUUAAAAUGUCUCUUCUUUCUGCAUUCUAAUAUUAGGGUGUGUAUUUUUGGAAAUUUUGCCUGAGAAGGUUUCCAUGUUUAAGAAAGCUCUUAACUGGUUCACCACCAUAAGCCACUGGUAGGGCCAAACUUUCUUUCUAUCGUGGCCAUUGAGCCGCUGUGAGCGUCACAGUUUCUUUCAUAGUUAAACCAGUGAUCUAUUUAAACUCUAACUUUUGCUUCGGUUUGAGAUUUUAAUUUACCAACAGGAAGAUAAUUAAAUAUCCUCAUGGGACAGUCUGGAUGUGAACAAAAAAUGUAUUUUUUGUCAUAUUUAUAGUAUUUUGAGGGUAGAUUGCAAAUAUUUUUCAUGGCAACUAGCGAUGAGGUUACCAAGAGUAAAUGUGCAGUAAAUAAGGCCAAAGAUAUGUUUAUUCUAUUGCGGAUUCAUAUAUAUAUUUGAAAACCUUUUCUAUUUUGGCGUAGAUGUGAUUACAUGUAUGAUUAAAAGUGUAAAUAAUGAUUAAAUGUUUUUUGGAAAUUCAAAACUUGAAGUUAAGUUGAUACAUUUUUAAAAUCUUUGAAUGCUUUUCUCUUGUUUCACUCAGUACUUUAAUCUACCUGUUGAGACCUGAUGGCAGUACUAGACAACAUUUACUACCAUAAACAUUAUAUUGCAUUUAAGUACUGUUUAGUACCCGUAGAAAACCAAUUAGAAAUAAAUAAAUAUUUUGAGCUCAUGUAGUUUUUCUUAUCAUUUCAGAAGUGAUGAGCACCAGUAUCUCUAUUCACAAGAUCAAAAUCCAUUAGGAAAUGGCAUGGUAUGCAAUCAAGUCACUUAAAGAUAAUUAUGAAACCAGGAACGAAAGAGCUGCUCUUAGUUGAAAAAGUCAUUGAAAAAUUUUGAAUAAUCAAACAUAGAGUCAGCCAACUGGCCCAAAAGUUCAUAUUAAAUAAAGCUAAUCUGUUUAAGAAUUUAGACAAAUGUCCAUUGGAUGGUCACAUUUUAAUAAAAUAAAGCUAAUCUGUUUAAGAAUUUAGACAAAUGUCCAUUGGAUGGUCACAUAUUAAAUAAAGCUAAUCUGUUUUAGAAUCUAGAAAAAUUUCCCUUGGAUGGUUACAUAUUAAAUAAAGCUUAUCUGUUUUAGAACUUAGACAAACAUCCAUUGGAUGGUCACAUAUUAUAUGUAUUAUGUUUCAGCCGAGUAAAGAGUUUUAUGAGCUCAUUAAAACAGUAAGCACCACAGAUAGCUAUAUGAGGUUUUUUGAUAAGGACGGACAAGAUGUUCAGAGACAGGUGAAUAUUUUAUUUUGUGGUCGGGUUGAUUUGUAUGUGAGCAAAUAUAUUAUGUGUUUAAGUGACCAGAGAUUGAAUUGUUUAACUGACCAGAAGUUGAAUUGUUUAACUGACCACAGGUUGAAUUGUUUAACUGACCACAGGUUGAAUUGUUUAACUGACCAGAAGUUGAAUUGUUUAACUGACCAGAGGUUGAAUUAAAAAUCUAAAUGGCUUCCUCAACUUGAAAGUUGCUAUUCUAACUCUAUAAAAUAGAUUCUAUACAAUAUAUUCAGAUCAAUGUUUUUUGAAGAAAUAAAAUUACUGAAAACUAGAGAAAUAUUCCAUGUCUGAAAGCAUUAUGAUUUCUGCCGAAAUUGUGUCUGGAAAGCAAUAUUUAAUAAGAAUAUUGAUUGUCGUCAGCUUCAAACUUCAAUCAUUGCUCUGAAGGUGCAGACCCUUGUCAAUGCAACAUGUAGAUUUAUAAGUAAUAAAUGCAUGGAAGAUGUCAACCUAUGCACAUUUAGUUAUACUGGACAAUUUAAUCUGAUCAGGUUGUCACCCGAUUGCCCUGAAAUAGCUCAGUUUAAAAAAAAAAAAGUAAUAUCAGUGAUCCAUCUCUCAUUUGUCAAAUUGUUGGUUGUGUUUUACCUUAGGAGACCCAUUCAUUGCUAUCAGAGGUUUAAAAAAACAAACGAAGCAAACGGUGAAACAAAGCCCAGCACUUUGUCCCUCAGAAACACUACAGCAACCAGUGUUCUCAAACAGUCCAUCAAAGAAGCAGCAGGAAAUUGACCACCAACUUUAUUUCCAUUUAAUAUUGGUUUAUCAAAAGUUCCAGACAUUCUAUUGGUAGCACAGUUUCUGGCUGGUAAAUUCGAAUUGUCCUUUGUACAGAAUUGCUAUUAAAAUCUGGCACACAAAUGGUCACUUAUUUAGCGGUCUUGAAAUAUCUCUCCUGCUUUUACAAGUCAGCCAGUGCAAAAAUCCGGAUUUCUUCUUCUGUACAUAUACUAUGUAUUGUUAGCCUCGAGAUCACAAGAAACCAAUGGCCUCACUAGCAACUUCUUGACCGACGCCAUAUUGUCCACUAGACUUCAGAAAAUAAAUUUCUAGAGAGAAAUAACUGUAAGACCGGACUUUAUUUUUGUAGCUUAAGAAUAAAAGUUUGUUUUUCUCAUUGACUAAUUGCAAUGCAAUAAUUUCCUCAGCCGAUUCUGUCAUGUGACGAUGAUGACACAAAGGGAAAAUCCUCUUCCGGCGGCCAGAGCUCAAAAACGGAACGUCUGAAAGUGGAUCGGGUUAUGAUAUGGAAUGAAUAUGAAGCGUACGUCAUGCAGUUUAAGCAAAUUGCAGUUUCAGCCUGUGGGCAAACUGCAGUACUUAAUGUCCUGGUGAGUACACACCUGUUUACUCUUACGAUUUUGGCGUACAAUGUACGAUUUUGAGGUGUAAACAUUAUAUAUACUGUAUGGUGUUUUUUUUACUAUUAAGAUAAUGUAUUGAACAAUUUUGUGAUGAAAUUGUACGAUUUUAAGAGUCUGAGGGUAAACAGGUCUGUGAGUAGCUCUCAAGUCAACAUUUGAGUUGGUGAGUAGCUCUCAAGUCAACAUUUGAGUUGGUGAGUAGCUCUCAAGUCAACAUUUGAGUUGGUGAGUAGCUCUCAAGUCAACAUUUGAGUUGGUGAGUAGCUCUCAAGUCAACAUUUGAGUUGGUGAGUAGCUCUCAAGUCAACAUUUGAGUUGGUGAGUAGCUCUCAAGUCAACAUUUGAGUUGGUGAGUAGCUCUCAAGUCAACAUUUGAGUUGGUGAGUAGUUCUCAAGUCAACAUUUGAGUUGGUGAGUAGCUCUCAAGUCAACAUUUGAGUUGGUGAGUAGCUCUCAAGUCAACAUUUGAGUUGGUGAGUAGCUCUCAAGUCAACAUUUGAGUUUUUUGCAUUACAGCAAUUUUUACAACAGAAAUUCCCUUAGACUGUAUUUGAACUUGAAAUGCAUUAUCUCUGUCUGCAUUACCUCGGUAAUUUCAAACUGUCUUUGAUAGGAUAUAUUGGUCGUACAUAUCUAAAAACACAGACAGUUAUAAACAUAAAAUAGAAAUUUCACAAGAGUACUGAAAUUUAUAUUUGAAAGGUAACGAUACUUCCUAUUUUUACAUUGGCAUAAUACAAUAUUCAGCUAAGCAGGUACUUGAGUUACCACAUUUCAUGGACCGUAAUUAUGUUUACGAAUGUAGCUUAAGGAUGGCAAAGUCUUAAGAGCUCAGGAGCUUGUGUGAAUGUAGCUUAAGUAUGGCAAAGUCCUAAGAUCUCUGGAGCUUGUGUGAAUGUAGCCUAAGGAUGGCAGAGUCCUAAGAUCUCAGGAGCUUGUGUGGUCAGUUUAAUAGUGAAAUAUGAUCUAGACCACGAACUAAUUCAAAAGUAAGUAAGCUCACGCACAUAGUUUUCAUGCUGAACUCUCCUCUCCUUGACAGAAAGCUUUGAAGUUUAACUCUGAGAAAUCGUCAGUGUGUAAAGUGAUCCAGACAAGUUUAAGGAAGGAAGACGCUUGUGUUCCUGAGUAUCUGUUCUCCAGGGCCAGAGCAGGUAACACCAUCUUUUUAACUGAGAAACCUUUAAGAAGUGGCCAGGUUUAAUGUUAAAAACUUAUUUGCAGAAGUUUGGCCAAAAAAAUUCACUAUUUAAUUUUGAACAUAAUGUGAGCAUAUAGAUGAGCUAAUAUUCUUUUAGUGAUACAAAUAAAUGGAAACGUUUUUUUGAUUACAUUUGACAUAGUCAUUUCCAUCCCAUAAAUAAAAACAUAUUUUAGCCAAGACAACAUGUUACAAUUAUAACAGUUUAAACACAAAACAUCUCAAGUAUUUCUGUAGCGUAGGCAUCAGCCAUCAAUGAACUCCUCCAGUGACAAUGAUGACUUAAUUAGUGAUCAUUUAGAUUCAGUGGAAGUUGAUUCAAGUUUUAAUCGUGUCAGCUUGAGACAAGGGAGGGCUUAAAAGGCUAGCAUAGAAGUGACUCCAGUACUGUGUCUUGCUUGUCUCAGUAUUGUGUCUUGCUUGUCUCACUCAGGAACCACGGCUGAGGAGCUUAUGCACGGGGUCGAGAAGUUGAGUGGUGGAGCUGUUGGCGGAAGGUUCUUUCACUUCUGGCCACCACGUAAAGUCAAGCUGUUGCAGUGGCUGGCGUAUUGGAUGAAGAGAGGUAUACUGGUUAUGAUCCAUGGAUUUUGUAACAAGCUGGAAAGAAAAGAUACAUUUUUAUUCAUUUAUUUUAUAUACUCGUUUUCCUAAUUUUAUUUAUUUAUGAUGGUUUUUAGCUGACUCAUUCAUGCUUUUGUUUUUUUCUUAAUUUACACCACGUAUACACUUUUUAGAUUGUUCAUUCGGCACUAGAUAGAUAAAUUGUGUUUAUGGAUGUGCACACCACGUAAAUACUGUUAAUUGUUUAUGGAUGUGCACACCACGUAAAUACUGUUAAUAUUGUUCAUUCAGUACUAGAUAUAUUAAUUGUGUUUUUGGCUGUGCACACCACGUACAUACAGUUUAGAUUGUUCAUUCUGUACUAGAUAGAUUAAUUAUGUUAAUGGCUAUUCACACCACAUAUAUACUUUUUAGAUUGUUCAUUCUGUACUAGAUGGAUUAAUUGCUCUUAUGUCUGUGUGUAGAUCCGCUUUCUUAUAAACUCUUUUCCUUGGCUCACUUUGAUCAGGUGCCAUCCCCAUGGCCACACUAAAUCUACAGCAAGGUCCCCACUCUCUGUGGCAGGUUCCUGAUUCUUGGCACCAUCAGAUGGUCUACGGUGUCAGUCACCAAGGUAAAAACAACUGUUGAAAUACUGGGAAACCUCAUUAUGAUUGCUUUGUAUGACAUUAUAAAAUCUUAACAUUUUAUUUUUUAAAAUGACAUUUUGAACUAGAAAAAUUCGUAUGAAUAUAUGUAAUUUAUGGGAGCCAUACCAUGACCCCUUUAUAUCUGAAUUGAUGUUGUAGUGGUGCGUGUUAUUGUGACUUUCCAUUGUUACUUCUCUGUGUAAUGCAUACCCAUACCUGGAUAAAUCACUUAAUAUUUUCUGCCGAUAUCUCUAUUCAAUGGAUUGGUUUACUUCAGAUAUCUAAUCAAUCGAUUGGUUUACCUCAAAUAUCUCUAUCAAUCAAUUGGUUUGACUUCAGAUCUCUCGAAUCAAUUGAUAAGUUUACUUCAGAUCUCUCUAAUUAAUCUCACAUCUCUCUAAUCAACCCAUUGGUUUACUUCAGGCCUCUACUUGACCAACCCUUUGGAGAUUGUGUCGGAGAGGUCAGCCAUGAAGCAGCUGUGCAGUGAUUCUGUCCUUAUGGUCAGGAGACAAGAUAUUAUUUCUAGAUUCAGGGAAACAACUAAUUUGGGUCAGCUGUUCAGCCACCCGGACCCGCGGUGGAGGACCAUGAAUGUUUUAGGUAAGGUGUCUUUGUAUGAAACUGGAGCCAGGGGUGGCCUGGGCCGCCGGGACACUGGGAAGAUUCCCGAUGGGCCGCCAGGACCGGUGGUAUAAUAAUAAUUAAUAACUAAUAUGCGGUGAUAUUAGGGGCCACUUUUUUUUUUUUCCCGGGCCGCUUGAACUCCCCAGUCCACCCCUGACUGGAGCCGUGUUCUGACACAUUUGUCCCCAUUAAUCAACUUAAGUGUCUUUCGGGACCCAAUAGACUUUAAAGAUUACAAUAAAUGAUUCAUUACAUAUUUAAGAUAUUAUCAACUUUAUAAGACUAAUUGUUUCAUUCCUGAUAUUGUCUUGUUGUACCCAGAUUGAUGUAAUGUUAUCACAAGGCUGAUAGAUGUAAUGCAAUUACUUUCAAAGGAUAGGAAAACAUAAGUAGUUUAUAGUUUACAAAAAUUAAUACUGAUCAGACUUAUUUUGUAUGUCUUUGUGGGCUCACGUGUAGUGUGUUCUGUCUGUAACCCUCCACUGCUGUACACAGUGGUGUGUUCUGUCUCUAACCCUCCACUGCUGUACACAGUGGUGUGUUCUGUCUCUAACCCUCUGUACACAGUGGUGUGUUCUGUCUCUAACCCUCCACUGCUGUACACAGUAGUGUGUUCUGUCUCUCACCCUCCACUGCUGUACACAGUGGUGUGUUCUGUCUCUCACCCUCCCCUGCUGUACACAGUGGUGUGUUCUGUCUCUAACCCUCUGUACACAGUGGUGUGUUCUGUUUCUAAUGCUCCACUGCUGUACACAGUGGUGUGUUCUGUCUCUCACCCUCCACUGCUGUACACAGUAGUGUGUUCUGUCUCUAACCCUCCACUGCUGUACACAGUGGUGUGUUCUGUCUCUCACCCUCCACUGCUGUACACAGUAGUGUGUUCUGUCUCUAACCCUCCACUGCUGUACACAGUGGUGUGUUCUGUCUCUCACCCUCCACUGCUGUACACAGUAGUGUGUUCUGUCUCUAACCCUCCACUGCUGUACACAGUGGUGUGUUCUGUCUCUCACCCUCCACUGCUGUACACAGUAGUGUGUUCUGUCUCUAACCCUCCACUGCUGUACACAGUGGUGUGUUCUGUCUCUCACCCUCCACUGCUGUACACAGUAGUGUGUUCUGUCUCUAACCCUCCACUGCUGUACACAGUAGUGUGUUCUGUCUCUAACCCUCCACUGCUGUACACAGUAGUGUGUUCUGUCUCUAACCCUCCACUGCUGUACACAGUAGUGUGUUCUGUCUCUCACCCUACACUGAUGUAAACGGUGGAUUUUUAUUAACAAAUAGUUUGUGUUUGUUCCAAUGAAUAAUGUUCCCGUGUUUGUGGUCCCAGGCCAGGUUGUGAAUGUGCUGAGAGAGUUCAACAUGCCCAGCAUGCCCGGGUACAGGCUGCAGGUCACCUCUCACGUCACCAUACCAGCUUCCUACAAGGCGGGCGUAACGCUGUUCAUGCGCAAGGACAAAUCCUCGUGGACCACUCUGAUGAACGCACCAGAGAUCCCACUAGAGCAGUGA